Messenger RNA from Peromyscus maniculatus bairdii (prairie deer mouse), 1123 nucleotides. Lineage: Eukaryota; Metazoa; Chordata; Mammalia; Rodentia; Cricetidae. The record is from RefSeq and is a predicted model, not a curated record.
CUGGAGCUGGAAGUUUGAGGAGGCUGGAGAAGACCUCUGACCUGGGUCUCAUGCUUCCACAGCGGUCCGCCCCGGUGGUUUGGCCCGGCCUGGCCUACCGGACCUGCUGGAUGGAGCUCGGUGUAGCCAAGGCUCGGCAGAGCUCCUGGCACCGCCUCCUCCCAGCCGGCUCCUGUGGGUGGGGGAAGGCAGGACUGACGCAGAGUGAGUCUUUUCCUCCUCCUCUUCGGGAAGGUCUGAAGAUGACAACAGCAACACGACAAGAAGUCCUUGGCCUCUACCGGAGCAUUUUCAGGCUUGCACGGAAGUGGCGGGCAGCAUCAGGGCAGAUGGAGGACACCGUCAAAGAAAAACAGUACAUACUAAGUGAAGCCAGAACCCUGUUCCAGAAAAACAAAAAUCUCACAGACCCAGACCUGAUUAAACAGUGUAUAGAUGAAUGCACAGCCAGGAUCGAGAUCGGACUGCAUUACCAGAUUCCUUAUCCAAGACCAAUUCAUCUGCCUCCAAUGGCUCUCACCCCACUACGAGGCCGGAGACUUCAAAGCCAGGAGAAACUGAGAAAACUUUCCAAACCAGUAUAUCUGCAGUCUCAUGACGAAGUUUCUUAAGGGAGAGGACAGUUGACUUUUGAGACUGGUGAGCUGACUCAAUUUGGAAUGUAAACCAGGCAACCUGCCCUUCUUGAUUAGAAACAAAAAGAACACUUCCUUUAGAGCUCCAGAGUUGGUCCUCACUGAUGACACACAGCUGCAAGCAUCCCUUGGGUUUUUCAGGGUCCUGCUGCUGCCUGAGUUGAUGACAUUGGCCCUAGAGGUCAUGGAUCACACUGCAUCUUCACUGAAGUCAUCCUUGGAAGCAGGUCUGAGGCUUGGGGAAGACUGAGGCAGUUCCUGGGACGGCCCUUUAGCACACAUCAACCCAUGAGAAGGGCUUAGCUGAUGGCUGCCGGUUUGCAUGCCUACCAAACUGUGUUGCUUCCAAAAUACCGAAUAGAGGUUUAUCCACAAGUUAUGCAUUUGCUUAAACGUGAUUUCUGUACAGGCUUUUUUGUGGCCUCCUGACUCUUGUAAUUUCCAGAUAUACUCCAUUAUAAUAUAAGGGCAUCUUUGGACUCAUCAUA